This is a messenger RNA of Nymphaea colorata (pocket water lily), 1251 nucleotides long. RefSeq names its product prohibitin-3, mitochondrial. Bases 156 to 1010 code for a protein of 284 amino acids. Gene Ontology annotation, cellular component: mitochondrion; membrane. The record is from RefSeq and is a predicted model, not a curated record. The transcript has a single exon. Gene Ontology annotation, biological process: mitochondrion organization. NCBI's taxonomy places the organism in Eukaryota, Viridiplantae, Streptophyta, Magnoliopsida, Nymphaeales, Nymphaeaceae.
CCAUUGCAGACCCUUUCACCUGGUCUUGUAGAUUAGGGUUUAAGGGUUUACUCGGGAGAAGAAGGAGAAGGAGAAGGUGAAGAACGGAAAGCUCUAGGGCUUCUGAUUUGCCCUUUCGGAAAGGAAGAAGAAGAAAGAGUAAAGGGCUAGCGGUAAUGGGCAGCAGCCAGGCGGCAGUGUCGUUCCUGACGAAUGUUGCGCGGGCGGCGAUCGGUCUGGGCGCUAGCGCCUCGCUUCUGAGCGCUUCUCUAUACACCGUGGACGGUGGUGAGCGGGCGGUGCUAUUCGAUCGGUUCCGGGGGGUUCUGGACGAAACGGCGGAUGAGGGCACCCACUUCCUCAUCCCUUGGCUCCAGAAGCCCUACAUCUUCGACAUUCGUACUCGCCCUCACACGUUCUCUUCCAUCUCCGGCACGAAGGACCUCCAGAUGGUGAACCUCACCCUAAGAGUGCUCUCGCGGCCUCAGGUCACCAGCCUUCCGGCCAUUUUCAAGACGCUCGGCCUCGAGUACGAUGAAAAGGUGCUGCCGUCGAUCGGAAACGAGGUCCUCAAGGCUGUCGUAGCCCAGUUCAACGCGGACCAGCUCCUUACCGAACGGCCCCACGUCUCCGCCCUCGUCCGCGAGUCACUCAUCCGCCGCGCUCGCGACUUCAACAUCGUCCUCGACGACGUUGCCAUCACCCACCUUUCCUACGGCCCUGAGUUCUCCAGGGCCGUCGAGCAAAAGCAGGUCGCUCAGCAGGAAGCGGAGAGAUCGAAAUUCGUGGUCGCUAAGGCUGAACAGGAACGACGGGCUGCGAUUAUCAGGGCGGAGGGAGAAAGCGAGGCCGCCAAGCUAAUCUCAGACGCCACUUCAGCCGCCGGUAUGGGCCUCAUUGAGCUCCGUAGGAUAGAGGCCUCCAGGGAGAUCGCUGCCACCCUCGCCAAGUCGCCGAAUGUUGCAUACCUGCCUGGGGGGAACCAGAUGCUUAUGGCGCUCAAUCCGACUGCCGGGAUUGGGGGACGUUGAUUCUUCGCUCUCUAUCCGUCGUCCUUUCUUGCUUUGUCCGUUUCGUUUCAUUCGCUCUUUGUCCGGUCACUUGGUUCUGUUGGUAAGGCUUUUUUGAAUCCAGUGGCCAAUUUUCGAGGCUGCUUUUCCUUGCUUCUACUUGUGAUGCAAAAUACUGAGGUAUGGAAUCAUGUGAUGAAUAUAAACAAAAAUGAACUUCUUUCUCCUAAUAAUUACUGUUACAUUGUCUUGGAUGUUUCAA